Molecule: messenger RNA, 2213 nt
Organism: Manacus vitellinus (golden-collared manakin)
Lineage: Eukaryota; Metazoa; Chordata; Aves; Passeriformes; Pipridae
Gene: CASP2
Product: caspase 2
Exons: 10
Coding region: 144-1424 (426 amino acids)
Biological process (GO): proteolysis; regulation of apoptotic process
Source: RefSeq, a predicted model, not a curated record
GAAAAGGCGGGCGGGAAGGGCCUUUUCCGUCUGUUGUGAGCGGGAGGCUGCCGCCCGUGCUAGCCCUCCUGAGCGAAAAGUCGGGAGGAGUGCGGGUGGGUCUUUGCCGCUGAGUGUGCCCGGGUCUCCCCUCUUCUCCCAGGAUGCUGGUGGCGUGCGGAAUGCAGCGGUGUCACCAGGAAGCGCUCAAGAAGAACCGGGUGAUCCUGGCGAAGCAGCUUGUGUUGCAUGUACUGGUGGAGCACAUGGUAGAGAAAGACAUCAUCACCCCGGAGAUGGUGGAAAUGAUACAGGCGAAGUCUGGGAGCUUUGACCGAAAUGUGGAAUUCCUCAAUUUGCUGCCCAAGAGAGGCCCUAAUGCCUUCUCAGCCUUCUGUGAAGCUUUACGAGAAACCCAACAGCAGCAUCUGGAGGCAAGGAUCUUGAAGACAGUGUCCGACCUGAGCCAUGAGAUUGCAAGGCUUGAGCACUGUCAUGGAUCAGAUCUUCCAUUCCCUGUCAGUGAGUCCUGUAAUUCAAAGAGACCACGCUGGAUUGGACCAAUGGAAGUUUCCUUGGAUAAUGGAGAUGGUCACUCAAUUCCUCCAGUGAAAUAUUGCACUCCUGAAUUUUAUCGUGAUCAUCAGCACUUGGCAUACAAGGUGGUAUCAGAGCCCCGAGGCUUGGCACUUAUUCUCAGCAAUGUCAGCUUCAGCUGUGAGAAGGACUUGGAGUAUCGCAAAGGGGGAGACGUGGACUGUGCUUCCCUGGAGAUGCUUUUCAAGCACCUUGGGUAUCGAGUGACUGUUCUUCCUAAUCGAACUGCACAGGAGAUGCAGAAUGCAUUGGAGAGAUUCUCCAAGCUGCCAGAUCAUCAGUACGUGGAUUCCUGCGUUGUAGCUUUGCUUUCCCAUGGUGUGGAGGGUGCGGUUUAUGGUAGUGAUGGCAAGCUACUACAGUUGCAGGAGGUUUUCCGGCUCUUUGACAACGCAAACUGUCCAAAUCUCCAGAAUAAACCUAAAAUGUUCUUUAUUCAGGCCUGCCGGGGAGAUAAGUUCGACCAGGGAGUGGAUCAAAGAGAUGGGAAGGAACGGUCAGAUUCCUCAGGCUGUGAGGAAAGUGAUGCAAACAAGGAAGAAAGUCUCAAGCUGCGUCUGCCUACAUGCUCGGAUAUGAUCUGUGGAUAUGCUUGUCUGAAAGGCACUGUGGCCAUUCGAAACACCAAGCACGGAUCCUGGUAUAUCGAAGCUCUCACCUCUGUGUUUGCAGAGGACUCCCGAGACACUCACGUGGCUGACAUGUUGGUGAAGGUGAAUAGGCAAAUCAAGCAACGAGAGGCUUAUGCCCCAGACACAGAAUUUCACCGCUGCAAGGAAAUGUCAGAAUAUUCUAGCACACUCUGUCGGGAUCUUUACCUGUUUCCUGGCUAUCUACCAGGAAAAUAACCUUCUGUAUUUGAAGAGGGAUACUGCCAAACCUGAACUUUGACUAUGGAUGUCUGCGUUUUUAUUCUUAUUGACUGUGACAACAUCAGAUGUGCAAGCAAGGAAUGCUUCUUCAUCUGGCCAGUCCAAUUCUUGCUUGAUGUGUUUUUCUAAAAUAUUCUGGCAACUCUCUUUGUAAUCUGAUUCAGUUCAGGGUUUAAAAUUCUAAUAUCCUGAUUUGCUUUGUAUGUAUAGAAAUUGAUGGAAAGAGGAUCAGCACUAGAAUUUGGAAGACAUGGGAACAUCCUUUGGAAGGAGAUGUGAGGACAUUUGUAAACAAAGUGAAAGUGAAAAUGGACUAUUAGUACAACUUUAAAAAAAGUUAAGCCUUUCUGAAAGGAAAAUUAGUCAUAAAAUGCUACUUAUCUUAUGCUUGUAUUUUAAAAAUUUUAAAUACUUUCUGUGUGGUUCUUCAUACAGGACAGUUUACUACUGUGUAUAUUAGAAAAAGAGCUCCCUUGUAAAGGAGAAUCCUCCCCCUCUUUAAAAUGAAAGGUUAUGUUCUCAGUAUUCAGCACUUUCCUACCCAUUGUGAUCACUUAAAAGUCUAUUUUUCUACAUUCUUUCUAUAGUGAAGUUAUCAAGAGAGUUACAAGACAUCCCAGAUUAUCAGCAAAACAAAUAGAAACCUAGACAAGUCUGCAGAAACUGCCCCAGAAAUAGGUUUAAAUCUAUAAAUUGUAGAUUAGUUCCCCAUAGUCACAAGAAUGAACAAUUGCAUGGAAUAUUAUUUUUCAGGAAUUUGUUUGC